AUUCAAGUAAUUAAUCACAGUUGCAUGUUAUCAGAAUAUCUAUCAGCUUUUUUGAAUUGAAGAGAUACAUAUAUAUAUUGCGCGAGAAUUGAAAUGGCUCAGUAUGGAGAUCAACAUCACUACGGCAGCGGCGGAGGCCGCCGGACGACGGACGAGUACGGCAACCCCGUGCGCCAGACUGACGAGUGGGGGAAUCCCGUCGGUGACAAAGACGUGUGGGGAAACCCCGUCCGCAGCCAAACUGAUGAGUACGGCAACCCUGUCCACCACGGCGGCACCGGUGGCUCCUUGGGACAGUACGCAAACACCACCGCAGCCACUGGGCCGACAGGCGGCACUUACGGUGGUACCACUGGCACGGCCGCUUACGGUACCACUGGCAUCGGCAUAGGCGGCGGGGAGCACUACAGGCCACAUGAAACCGCCGGAAAGGAGCACCAUGGUACUAUCGGCGGCAUCCUCCGCCGCUCUGGGAGUGGAAGCUCUAGCUCUUCGGAGGAUGACGGGCAUGGCGGAAGGAGGAAGAAGGGGAUGAAGGAGAAGAUAAAGGAGAAACUGCCGGGCGGUGGUCAUAAGGAUCAAGAUUAUUACCAGUCCCAAUCCACCACCACCACUACUGGCUAUGGAGGAGAAGAGCAUCACGAGAAGAAGGGUAUUAUGGACAAGAUUAAGGAGAAGCUCCCCGGCGGCCAUCAUUAAACCAAUUAAGACCCUUAAUUUCCGAUCAGAUCAGAUAUUCCAUCCUCAUAUAUACAAUAUUAUAAUAAAUAAGCUAAGGUUGUCCCGUCUUUAAUGGUAUAGGAAAUAGGAAAUAUAUAUAAUAAUAAUAAUGUUAAUCUUGUAUUUUGUAUGUGGGGGUGUCCCGUCGUUGUAAGCACGGUGGUAUGGCCAUAUUUACUUGCUACUCCACCAUAUCACUUCUGAGGAUGUAUUAUAUUGAAGGAGAAUAAUAUGAUGUUUUUUGUGUUUA
Messenger RNA from Ipomoea nil (Japanese morning glory), 970 nucleotides. RefSeq names its product late embryogenesis abundant protein-like. The record is from RefSeq and is a predicted model, not a curated record. NCBI's taxonomy places the organism in Eukaryota, Viridiplantae, Streptophyta, Magnoliopsida, Solanales, Convolvulaceae. Gene Ontology annotation, biological process: response to water. Bases 94 to 699 code for a protein of 201 amino acids. The transcript has 2 exons.